Messenger RNA from Homalodisca vitripennis (glassy-winged sharpshooter), 1827 nucleotides. RefSeq names its product gastrula zinc finger protein XlCGF57.1-like. Gene Ontology annotation, biological process: regulation of transcription by RNA polymerase II. NCBI's taxonomy places the organism in Eukaryota, Metazoa, Arthropoda, Insecta, Hemiptera, Cicadellidae. The coding region runs from base 1 to 1827 and encodes 608 amino acids. The record is from RefSeq and is a predicted model, not a curated record. Gene Ontology annotation, molecular function: chromatin insulator sequence binding. The transcript is spliced from 11 exons. Gene Ontology annotation, cellular component: chromosome.
AUGGUUACAAAUACAGCAUGUGUAGGCUGGUUGCUCAAGAAGUUCUUCUGUAAAGCGUGCGGCAAACGCUACAAGUGGAAAGGUGACCUGAGCCGCCACCAGCGCUACGAGUGCGGCAAGGAGCCGCAGUUCGCUUGUCCUCACUGUCCCCACCGCAGUCGUCACAAACAGGAUCUCAAGACUCACGUAGCCUUCAAGCAUUCCAACUUCUCCAAAAGUGAGUUUUCGCCGCUAGAACAGAAGCAGUACGCUUGUGUGUGCGGCAAGCAGUACAAGCGCGCUACUCAUCUGUACCGACACCAGCGCUUCGAGUGCGGCAAAGGACCGCAGUUCGCUUGUCCCCAGUGUAACAAGCGAUACAUGCGGAAGGACAAGAUGAAAGCUCACCUGGCUCGCAAGCACUCCCACGUUUCGUCGGAUCCAGCAGCCAGCCUGAAGGCGCACGUCUGCACGACUUGCGGACACCGCUACAAGCGCAAGGCUCACCUGACGCGUCACCAGCGCUACGAGUGUAACGUGGAGCCGCAGUUCGCUUGCUCCUACUGUCCCUACAGGGCCAAGCAGAAGGAGAAGCUCACCCGACACAUGGAGAGAGUGGUCGUGGGAGGGUUGACGCUACUUGUAUGCGGUACCUGCGGUAAGCGGUUCAAGUACAAGGCGAACCUGGGACGUCACUUGCGGUACGAGUGCGGUGUGGAACCGCAAUUCCCCUGCCCACAGUGUCCAUACCGCAAUGAUGACGUGAGGAAACAUAAGUGCUGUACAUGUGGAAAACGCUACAAGAACAAAGGCCACCUCAGUCGACAUCUGCGGUACGAGUGUGACAAGGAACCUCAGUUCACAUGUUCCUACUGUCCGUACCGCACCAAACUUACAGGACGCAAGUCAAAAGGUGCCAAGAAGUACGUCUGUGCGGUCUGCCGCAAGAGAUACCACCACAACCACCACCUCACCCGGCACGUGCGGUACGAAUGCGGUAAAGAACCGCAGUUCCCCUGUCCGCACUGUCCGUACCGCAGCAAACACCGCCACAACUCAGAGGAUAUCAAGAAGUACGUAUGUGAGGUCUGCAACAAAAAGUACGUGCACAAAAAUCAUCUUAAUCGACACGUGCGGUACGAAUGCGGUUACACCUCCCACGUUAGCAAGAGUUACGUGUGUUCGGUCUGCGGCAAGACUUACGCGAAGAAAGGGACUUUGGCACGUCACGUGCGGUACGAAUGCGGCAAAGAACCGCAGUUCCUUUGUCCACACUGUCCGUACCGCAGCUACGACACAACGGACGGUAAGAAGUACGUGUGUACGAUGUGUGGCAAGAGGUACGGGAAGAAAGGAACGUUAGCUCGCCAUGUGCGGUACGAAUGCGGUAAAGAGCCGGAGUUCCCGUGUCCGCACUGCCCGUACCACAGCAAGCACCGUGGCAACCUCCAGAGACACAUGCUGCUGAAACACUCCACCUCUUCGUGUGAUGUAAGCGAGGAAAAGAGAUUCGGAUGUACCACAUGUGGGAGGAAGUACAAGCACAAUUAUCUGCUGAGACGCCACCUGCAGUACGAGUGCGGUAUAGAGCCUCGGUUCAGCUGUUCACUCUGCCCUUACAAAGAUGUGGAAGAGCCCCAGCGAAAGUUCAAAUGCGACCUGUGUCAACGUUGCUACAAGCACAAGUUCCUGCUGGGUCGUCACCAGCGCUACGAGUGUGGCAAGGAGCCUCAGUACGAUUGCUUGUACUGUCCGUACAAGGCACACUACAAGCAGCGACUCAACACUCACAUGACCAUGCGACACGGGCAUCUCUCUCACGAACGGACGAUUCACCUCCUCAAUUAG